AUGUCUCGACGAUGUGUGAGUCAAGACACCGCGUCUGAUACAGAAAUCGAGUCCGAUGUUGCCGACCCAAGUGAGAUGUGCGAGAUGCAAAACUUGCUUGACACGACUGAACACUCCGUCAGCGAUGGCUUGUGGCCAAUUUACGACCAAUGCGUCAUUAUUGCAUUGGCGCAGUUCGCCUGUGCACCUCUGAUCUUCGUUGUCUCUUGCAGAGGCAACGACCACGCUGCUGGAUUCAUCCUCGUUCUGAUGCUGGUCUGCUCCACAAGCCUACAAUAUUGGCUGGCAGGUAAGCUGAUUUCCUGGCUAAGGCGACAACCCAGGGCGAAGUGGCAGCACUCUAUCGACGCUCUAUCUCACUUGAACGGUCGCUGCGGGAUGCAUUGCGUUACAUCGGGUGGACUCGCCUGUAUAUUCGGCAUGCUAGAAGCAGUGGAUCCAGCUCUGGACGCCUGGGCAGCUGCGAAUGCCUACAGCCUCUACACAGGGCCGGUCAAACAAGAAUUUACGGCCUCCUGGGAGGGUGCACCCCCAGCAGGCUGGCUCGUUGCGCGACUGGGUUUGCCCGGUAUUCUCUUCUCCAUACUCGUGGGCUCGAUGCUAUGCCAGUUGAUUGCAUUGUGGUGGCUCGUCCAGCGACAUGCCGGACGCUUCGACAGAUUCGAAGAGGACGGCGACGAGGAUGCUGUUUUUGCCAUGUGGUAUAAUUGGAAGCACACUACAGACAUUGGUGGUCUACUCAUACUGCAUGACGUGUUCGAUAAGCUGCUCCAUGCAGAGCUUGAGCUGGACGAGGAGUCCAAGCUGUAUCCUGUCGUGGACAGGUUUCAUAGUUUUAUGCCCAAGGUGGUCGCAGAAGCGCUGCCCGGGUUCUGGUUUCAAAUUACCGUCUUCGCUUUGACAUAUGACUCGUGUCCUUUCAACAAGUACGUUGUCAACAUCGCGUCCAUCACCAGCAGCAUCGUUUGCGUCUCGAACCUCCUGCGUCUGCAGAUGACAACCUUGUGUGAGAAGUGGCAUUACACCCCGAAGAGACCAAGCGCAAGUGCUGGUGUGCUGUAUUGGCUGAAUCUCCCUGUUGCACUUCUUGCACUGUGCUGUUUCAUUGCUUGCCUGGCACGUUUCGCAGGCGUGUGGAUUUGUCCCAGCCAUAUACUGGUCAUUUCCCAUGGAUGCUUCUGA
Messenger RNA from Symbiodinium sp. CCMP2456, 1182 nucleotides. Lineage: Eukaryota; Dinophyceae; Suessiales; Symbiodiniaceae. The record is from the annotation of a GenBank genome assembly.